Messenger RNA from Malus domestica (apple), 1899 nucleotides. RefSeq names its product probable serine/threonine-protein kinase PBL28. Gene Ontology annotation, biological process: protein phosphorylation. The record is from RefSeq and is a predicted model, not a curated record. NCBI's taxonomy places the organism in Eukaryota, Viridiplantae, Streptophyta, Magnoliopsida, Rosales, Rosaceae. Gene Ontology annotation, molecular function: protein kinase activity; ATP binding.
ACUUGGAACAUGUCUUGUGUGUCAUAUCAUUCAUUAUGUCUGUGUUUAGCUGCUUUUCUGGGAGAAGAAGUCUUUGUUUCCAAUGUAAACCUGCACAAGGGACCUCAACAAACUCAAAAUACAAGAAUUCUCCGGGUGGUUUGUUUUUGGGGGGGGGAUUUUCAAAUGGGUUGAGGCUUAUUGACAAUGCGCUUGUUCUGGUGGCAACAGCUGCCUCUGCUUCUUCUCAUCCAGAUUUUGGAACCCAGCAGAACAAGCUACAAAAUUUAUGCUGAAGCUGUACUAAGUUUUAAGAGAGGAGGUGGAAGUCCUCAACUGUUUGAUGGUCGAACUGGAAGAUGUCCUUGUCCAAGACAAUGGAAAAUUGUCAACUGUCACAAACUGAAGGACCCUUGCAUUUAUCCUCUGUUUUCUGGUAUCUGUUCAGUUUCUUUGCGGACUAACGCAGUCAGUUUGCCACCUUUUGCUCCAAGACUUUUCGUUACGCACCCUUCAAUUCAACUACGAAAAGAGCACCAUAAACCAAGAAGCAGGAGGAUAGAAGCCAUAGUUGAUGGGGAUAACGUUACUCCAACACUCACACCCGUGGAAGAAGUUCGUGGUAACCAUUCAUCAAAACGGAAAGUUGCAGCAAUUACCGGUGGAGUUGUUGCCACUCUGCUUGUGAUUAUCAUAGUGAUGCUCGUUUACAUCUGCUUGAUGCGUGUAAAAAGAUUAACUAGGCGAACAUCUGAGACAGCGUCAUCUCCACCAUCACCCACUGUUCAGUGGGAAAGAGGGGACACAUCUCCCUACGCCGUUGCUCAUUCUCCAUACAGUGCACCAAACUUGAGGCAACUCACAAUAUUGGAAUUGGAGCAAGCGACGCGCAAUUUCAAUGAAAUUAAUAUCAUAGGCCAAGGUAGAUUUGGUUUGGUCUACAAGGGAUUGCUCCAAGAUGGAACUAUUGUGGCUAUCAAGAGACGCCUACAUGCCCCAACUCAGUAUUUCUUUCAUGAGGUGAAGCACGUAGCUCGUGUCAACCACGUGCAUAUUCUUAGGCUUAUUGGUUAUUGUCAAGAUGCUACUCAACAGUUACUUGUAUAUGACUAUCUUCCAAAUGGAAAUGUUGGGAAUCAUCUAUAUGAUGCUGAAGGUUUACCUAUUGGAAAGUUGGGCAUAAAGCACAGGCUAUCGAUUGCUUUGGGAGCAGCCAAAGGACUUGCGCACCUUCACAGUUUGGUGCCUCCUCUUCUGCACAUGCAUUUUGGUACAAGCAAUGUUCUACUGGAUGAAAGCUUUACUGCCAAGGUGUCUGAUUAUGGACUAACCAAAUUGCUAGUGGGUCAUCAUGCUGGCUCAUCUUCAGCCGUAGAUUGCUUUCGUGACCCAGAGUUGGAUUCAUCAAAGAAGUUUUCAGAGAUAAGUGACGUGUACAGUUUCGGGGUCUUCUUACUGGAAUUGAUCAGUGGACGUGAAGCAAAUGCAAGAAACCAGUUGAACUCGGGGGAUAAUUUAAUAUUGCAGGCGAAGGAUUGCAAGGAUUUGGACAGAUUUGUUGAUGAAACAUUAGGUGGCAUGUCAAGGCAAACUGCAAAACAGAUGAUGGAGCUGGCAUUGAUGUGUAUAGAUGGGAGCGAACGAAGGCCGCAGAUGCAGAUUGUUGUGGAGGAGCUAGAACGAAUUCGUCGAGGGAGAGAAAGUAACCAUUUUCAUAUAGAAGUUGAUGAGGAGAUAGGUGCUGUGACUCUUGGGAGUGAGCUUUUCAAAUGAGUUCCUUGUAUCAGUGUCUUCUCUUCAUUCUUUUAUAGAUUUGAUUGAUUUGUAAUUAAUUACACAAGAAAAAUAUAUGAUACUAAAAGCAUUGUUGAGUACAUGAAUCAAAUGAAAAUAGUAAAAGUUUAAAAGUUCAGGGUUCAA